UUCAGUUUGGUUUACCUUGGGAUGGUGGCAUUGGCCGUUCCAGUCUGUUCUACAAGCGAUGUGCCGGGCAACGAAUUGGCCAAUUUGUUGAGUAGUUUUGUCCGUUUCCUAAAAGUGCCCCUCAAGGUGGGACUGUUCGUGUGCUGGGAUAAAGAGAAAGCUUUCACAUUUGCCCGGGAAAUGCUGGUGUCCGAAAAUGUCGGUGUCGGUAGACUUUCCUUUAUGCAGGUGAAAAAUGAUUCGGUUGAGAACUUGGCAUAUUUGGAUACGACGGAAUAUCACCAGCAUUUGGUGGCAGUGGACAUUUCCUGCCCGGGUGUCGGUCCAUUGCUGUCGGGUGCUGGCUUUAGAUUGUAUCACAGGAUCCGAAACACUCACAUCGAUACUAUCACUCGGAUUUCCUACCAUCAUUCAAAAAACCUCCUAGUGGAAUAUAUGAACGCCACCAUCGAAAAAACCUUCACAACGACAUGGGGCUACUUUAACGCCACAACGGGAAGAUUCGAUGGAGUAGCUGGACAGCUGAUUGAAAACACAACCGAGUUUAGUGGCACCUUGCUACUGCUAAUCCAAGACCGCUUGAAGCACAUUGACUAUCUGAAAAUGCCCAUCAUCGGUUAUCUGCGGCUGAUUUUCAAAGUUCCGAAACUGUCCAUCACAGAGAACAUUUUCCGGAUGCCAUUCGAUAAUGCCGUCUGGGGCUCACUGCUAGCUCUAGUUCUGACAACGGUGGCACUCUCCCUAGCAAUGAACAAAUUUAACAUCCAAAAAUCUAGAAAGGAACAUCCAACCGAUUCAGCUUUCGACAUUGUCCCGGUGGCCCUGCAGCAAGGAACACUGCUGAUCCCGAAAUCCGUUUCCCAGCAAAUUUUCAUUCUCAUCGGUCUCGUUGGGCUAAUGUUUAUUUUUACAAGUUUUUCAGCGAAGAUAAUCUCCCUAAUCCAGGCACCGUCCGAGCGGAUCAAAACCAUUCAGGACCUGCUGGAGUCGAGAAUCGAGGCCGGGGCGCACGACGUUGUGUACAAUAAGGUUUACUUGGCGGCAGCUACUGAGCCGUCGAAGAAAGCGUUUUACAAGAAAAAAAUCCAGCGCCGAGAUGGAUCCUUGAAUAUGUACAAACUGGAGGAGGGCGUGGCUAAACUUCGUCAGGGUCUUUUCGCGUUCCAUGGCUACACCCCGGGGAUUUACCACGUAAUCAGUGAAACGUUCGACGAUGUGGAAAAGUGCAGUCUGCGGGAGCUCAGCGUCAUCGAGAGAACUCCCGGCUUUCUGGUGAUGCAGAAAAACUACACCCUCAGGGAGCACUUGCAGGUGGGCGAUACGCGAAUCUUCGAGGUCGGCGUUUUCAACAGGGAACAUCGCCGGAUUAUGACCGGGAAGCCGGGAUGCGUCAAGGGGACCGUUUUUCAGCCGCUCAGUGCCAUCGACGUUCGGUUUUCGAUGCAGGUGAUGGCUUGUGGGAUCGGGAUAGCCGCCCUCGUGCUGCUGCUGGAAAUUCUUGUGCGAUGGUAUCAGAUGCGGCAAAUACCACUAUUUCAGUACCUUGAAUAGGAAGGGGAAAUAUUGCGUUAAUGAGCUUGUGGCACGCACGCACGUAGAGUAUACGGUAGAAUGAAAGAUAAAUACAUAAACGAUACGUGGCACAUUCUUGCACAUGAAAUAUCUCAAUGGAAUUGUAAAAAAUUGAGGAUGAUUCAAAUGGCUGAAGGGCUUGGAAUAAAAUUACCUAACUAUGCUCUCAUCAUUUAUCUGUAACUUUUUUAUUGCAACCAAACCUCACUUUGUGUGCUUGAGAAUUUGAAGUGCAAAACAUAUUCGAAGUAAUAUAAAAAUUAUCUCGAAACAAAUUUAAUAAAGAAAGUUAU
This is a messenger RNA of Uranotaenia lowii, 1865 nucleotides long. RefSeq lists its product as uncharacterized. The record is from RefSeq and is a predicted model, not a curated record. The transcript has 5 exons. The coding region runs from base 22 to 1551 and encodes 509 amino acids. Lineage: Eukaryota; Metazoa; Arthropoda; Insecta; Diptera; Culicidae.